Messenger RNA from Schistocerca piceifrons (Central American locust), 2628 nucleotides. RefSeq lists its product as uncharacterized. NCBI's taxonomy places the organism in Eukaryota, Metazoa, Arthropoda, Insecta, Orthoptera, Acrididae. The record is from RefSeq and is a predicted model, not a curated record. The transcript is spliced from 15 exons. Bases 67 to 2628 code for a protein of 853 amino acids. Gene Ontology annotation, molecular function: protein binding.
GCAGUGUGUCGAUGUAACUACGUUGCCAGUGAUUACACGGUGUUUGGCAGUGCCUUCGCUGUUCACAUGCUUGUAUUAUGCCUCAGAUUUACUAAGACAGAUAUGUGGACCAUUUUCAUUGGUUUUUCUUCACUGAUUGGAGUCGUAGUUGUAAUUUUGGUAAUCUGUUCAUUCUGCCCAGGUUGUAAUCUGUAUAAGCGAAGAAACAACCGGACUGUUUAUAAGCGCUUUGGCAGGGGCGAUACCUCAUAUGGGCGAAAAAAGAAGGGUAGUGUUAACAAAGGUGUCAAAAAGACAAAAACCUCAGUGCCGUCGUUAAACCAGAUACCGUCUGUGACAGUUGUUGCAAGUCAACCUGUGCAAGUGAAUUUUCCCCAGUUGUAUACUCCAGAAAAAAUUAUGAGGCACGCUGUGUACAAUCAAUUACCUCAGCCACAAGCUGUCAUGCAGUCUCCGGAGUCUCCACCACACUGUAUUGUAGCAGUUGCAUAUGAUUCUCGUCGUAUACUGCUAGCACAUAACCCAAUAUACCGACACUUUGAUGAGGUUGAUGAAGACGACGCCUUCGAAGCUGACCUUCUAGAGAAGUUGGACUCCAGAGGCAUGUGCAAGCUGCGGGAACAUUUCUUCUGCAAGGAAGGCCAAAAAUACGACCAACAGAGGAAGCUGUCAGGCAGCAUUCCUGGUUACAAAUACUCUGGGUUGUCACUCAACAGAGACGAGUUCAUCGAGGCGAUGGAAAGCGCUAUGGAGAUUGAGGAGCAGAAAUCCAGAAACUUCAUCCAGGAAGUGAAGAAAGCACCCACCGUGGAAAAGAACAACAUGAUCAGCAAGAAAAAGAAAAAUAACCGUGCGAAUUACGUCAUACUUGUGGCUGGCCUUGGGCGCGUGGCAGGACCGCCGUGUGUGCAUUGUGCAGGUGCGCCUGUGGAAGCGGCGGUUGGCGCCCGGCUGUUCAGCGCGCUGGACGCCCACAACCGCGGCCUGGUGUGGUGGGAGGAGGUCCUCGACUACCUGAUCGACAAGGCGGGCCGCCGCGACCGCGACAGACUCUCCUGGCAGCCGCUGGAGGCUCGACACACCGUGCACCACCUGCCGCACUGCAAGCGCGAGCCAGUGCUGCGGGUGCUGGGGCUGCGGACAGCGAGCUCGUUCUGCUACCUGGCGGCGUGCCGGCUGGGCCGCGUGGGGCUGUACGGCGGCAGGCUGGAGCCGCUGGAGGAGUACGUGCUGCCGCUGGGGGCCACGCGCCGCCGCCGCCUCGCGCACACCUGGCUCACAGACGCGCUGCACCUGCCCGACGCCGCCGCCGUGCUCUACCUCGCCUCCGACCGCAGCCUGCUCCUCUACGACGCCUCCUGCUUGGUGCACACGCCGUUGUGCGUGGUGAGUGGGAUGCGGAACGUGGCCGGGUGUGCGUGCUACGCAGCCUCCGACGUGCACGCAUCGGGCCGGUCCACGCUCUACAUGGGAGACGACCACGGCAACGUCAUCACACUCGUCUUUCACCAGCCGCGGGUCUCGCUCUUCCGCAAGAAGCACCCUGACAAACUCGACAGAUACUACUGGGUGGAGCUGGAGCAGCAAGCGGAGUGGGUGUCGGUGCGGGUGGACGAGGGCGUGCACGCCGGCGCGGUGCGGCAGCUGGCCUACUGCCCGGACAACGACACCCUGGUCUCCUGCAGCCACGACCCCGCCGCCACCGUCGUCGUCAGGCACGCCCCAGCGCGCCGCGCACCCUACAUCUUCCGGCUCGCCAGGGGCGUGCGCUGCUUCCACAUGGAGCGCCGCCUAAAGCUUUUGGCCACGGGCAGCAGCGACUGCGUGGUGCGACUGUGGAACCCCGUGGUCACAAACCAGCCCACCGCUUCGCUCUUCGGCCACGCGGCUGCUGUCGUCGACGUGCUCGUCAUGCCAGACAUGGACGUCGUCUUCAGUUGUUCCACUGACGGGGUGGUGAAGGCGUGGGACGUGUGGGACCAGUGCUGCGUGCAGACGGUGAGUGUGCGCGGACCCCUAGAGCUGGGGCUGGAGCACGGCGCGCUGUCGCUGGCGGCGGGAGCCACGCCGCCGCCGCUGCCGCCGCCCUCGCGUGAGCACCGACCGGCCGUCCCGUCACCCUGGCAGGCGGCAGAAGCGCGCGGCAUCAUUACCCCGGACUCGUCUGUCUACAGCCAGUCCAGUGUAUGUGGCGACAGCGAGAGCGGAUCUCCUUCACAGUCGCCGUCGCCACCACCACCCAGCAACCACGACAGACCGAAAACGCCGGAGGCUGUCACCACUUCCGGUCGCAUGCCCGAGCUGCCGCCGCCACCGGUGUUGCCUCAUUCUCCCGGGCCGCCGCACGAUCUGCAUUCGCGCCGCGCGCGCCACGAACGGCGGAUCCGCGAACUGCGCCCGGUGGUAGGGCAGUGCGCGCCGCACCUGGCUCUGGCGCUGCACGAGCCAGUGGAACUGCGGCUGUCGCCAGCGCUGCCACCGCCGCCCGGAUUGGCGGCGCGACACCCGGAGCGCACGGCGCGCCUGCUGCAGCAGCCGGAGCGGCUGGCGAGAGCGCGACUGCUGUCGCCAAGCUCCGUGUCCGUGCUGAGCGCCCGUAGCGCCAGCAGCAGCGACACGCGCAAGUAG